UUAAAAAAAAAAGAAGAAGAUAUUUUGAAUAAAAUGACAAACGAAAGAACUUCAAUUUUCGUGUCAAAUACCCACUUGAUAGAAAUAAAAAUGGCGCCAGUUGCUUUCUCCAUUGGAUACCACAUUCAAUCUGACAACAGAGUAUGGUGGUAGUAUACAAACAUCAUGUUUGUCCUACUCUUCAUAACCAAGUCAAACACAAGAAAUCAAUUUCUUCACCAAUCAAUAAAUCAGACCAAAGAAAAAUAAAGUCUCGAGUAACGACAUACAAACACAAAAUAUAUCAAAAUGAGUUACUAUAAAAAAAAAAAAAAGUAUUGGCAUAAUAUUUUGGUGAAUGAUUCUAUAAGAAAACAAUGAAAGAAAACAUUUUUUUUAAAAUCUCUUCCACAAGAUAUUCACUUUCUGUAGCAACAGUGGGUAGUGGCUCACAAAAUAUAUUACUUAUAUAAGAGAGCUGGCAUUGCAUUCAUCUCCAGCUCACUUGUCUUCGCUAUCAAUUACAAAUAGUGAAGACGGGGAAAUAAGGCAAGAAAGAUAGAAAUGGGUUCAAUGAGUGAUGAGGUCAAACAACCAAAAACCUAUUGGAGAUGGAGCAAACAAGAUUUUUUUCCAGAAGAAUCUUUCAAAAACUGGGGAACAUACCGUUAUGCGCUAUUGCAUACAUGUUCACGGUUCAAGGACCGUCUCGUAAGCCGAUCGGACGAUGCCAACGAGAUUGGGGAGCUCCGGAAACAAAGUGAAAACGAUAUGAAACGGUGCCUGACAUGGUGGGACCUGACCUGGUUUGGAUUUGGCUCUGUGAUUGGAGCAGGCAUCUUUGUGCUCACGGGCCAAGAAGCCCAUGACCAUGCCGGACCAGCCAUUGUUUUAUCCUAUGUUGCUUCGGGUGUUUCAGCAAUGCUCUCCGUUUUCUGCUACACCGAAUUCGCAAUAGAAAUUCCUGUAGCCGGUGGAUCGUUCGCUUACUUGAGAGUAGAACUAGGAGACUUUGCAGCAUUUAUAACAGCAGGGAACAUACUUCUUGAAAGCAUCAUUGGAAGUGCAGCUGUCGCUAGAGCUUGGACUUCUUACUUCACAACUCUUCUGAACCGUCACUCCAAUUCCCUGCGUAUACAGACAAAUCUUGCAAGUGGAUACAACCUUCUGGACCCAAUUGCUGUUGCAGUUCUAGCCAUUGCAGCGACAAUUGCUAUAUUGAGCACAAGGAAAACCUCGUACUUCAAUUGGAUUGCAUCUGCAAUAAACACUGUUGUAAUUUUGUUUGUGAUAAUUGCAGGGCUUGCACAUGCAAAAACCUCUAAUCUGACACCUUUUCUGCCUUAUGGUGUGAAAGGGGUCUUCCAAGCAGCAGCGAUCGUGUACUUUGCCUAUGGCGGAUUUGACAAUAUUGCAACCAUGGCAGAGGAAACAAAAAACCCAUCAAGAGACAUACCAAUCGGAUUGCUUGGGUCGAUGUCAAUCAUCACCGUUGUAUAUUGCUUGAUGGCUCUUUCGUUGAGCAUGAUGCAGAAGUACACAGACAUAGACCCCAAUGCAGCUUACUCCGUUGCAUUUGAGAGUGUGGGUAUGAAAUGGGCGAAGUACCUGGUAGCACUUGGAGCUCUCAAGGGGAUGACCACAGUUCUUCUGGUAGGGGCGCUCGGGCAGGGACGCUACACUACUCAUAUUGCACGGGCCCACAUGAUCCCGCCAUGGUUCGCUCUCGUCCACCCAAAGACCGGAACCCCAAUAAAUGCUACACUGUUGAUAACCAUUUGCAGUGCUUGCAUUGCUUUCUUUUCGAGCUUGGACGUUUUGGCAUCUUUGUUAUCCGUGAGCACAUUGUUCAUAUUUAUGAUGAUGGCAGUUGCACUUCUCGUCAGGAGAUAUUAUGUAAGAGGGGUCACAUCUCAAGUACACCUCCUGAAGUUAGUUAUCUUGUUGCUGAUCAUUAUUGCUUCAUCCAUGGGGACCACAGCUUACUGGGGAUCCAGCCCCAACGGUUGGGUUGGUUAUGCUGUCACUGUUCCUCUUUGGUUCUUGGGGACUCUAGGGAUUUCAGUGCUCUUGCCACAGCAGAGGACACCAAAGGUUUGGGGGGUCCCACUUGUCCCGUGGUUACCAUCUUUGUCAAUUGCAACGAAUUUGUUUCUCAUGGGAUCUUUGGGAGCUGAGGCGUUUAUAAGGUUCGGUGUUUGCACUGCUGUAAUGCUGGUUUACUAUGUGUUUUUUGGUCUCCAUGCGACUUACGAUAUGGCUCAUGAACAACACAAUCCAGAAUCAAUGACGGUCGCUGAGGCAGACACCGUAGGAACUGCAGGGCCUUGAAUUACUGAAAUCUCUCAUGCCCUGUUGAGAAGGAUCCUUCUUGAUGAGUGCUGCGAAACAGUUUAAUAAUAGAAUACUACAAGUUUCGAAAUUAGUAUCUGAAAAGAGCAAGUUAUUCUCAAUGUAACACUAGCGAGAAGAAAAAACAGGUUCCACUUGUGGCAGCAAUGAAAGAGGAACUAUCUCUCUCCCUCUCUCUCUCUCUCUCUUUGUGUUUCUCUCUAUAUGGAAAUGUGUGUUGUGUAUUUAUGUGUGCUGAAACAAAGGUAUACGUGUAGGUAGCCUAUACACAAAUCACAAUCAAAUAGAUCUUGAAAUAUGAUCUGCACAGCCCCAUGAAAAUGCCAUAGAGAGAGAGAGAGAGCAAGAGUAAUAAAUGAGUCUUAAGUAGAUUCAAAUUUGGCAAAUAUGGUGAUGUGGGUCCAAAUUACCCUCCUUGAGAAACAAGAUUUGGUGCAGCUAUUUUUGGGUCUGAAUUUUCUGCCAUCGGGUUAAAUAUGAUUCACAUCAAUAGGCUGCUGAAAGUAUUUCCACUUGAAGCCAAUUGUUUUCAAAUCGAAACAAACUCUUCAACUCCUUAUAUGUCCCCAAUCAAGGAGAAUAGAUGCAUGAUCCAAAGUCAGUCUCGGCACAUAGGCACCCCUUGAUUGUAAGACCAUCUAAAGGUUCCCUAACUUAAGGAAGACCCAAACAACUCUAAAUCGUCAAUGAAAUCCAAAAAGUCCCUCAUGAAUCUAUUAAUGGAAGAGCAAGUUCACCUUUCAAUAGGAAAAUUAACCAUACUAAAAUCUCCUCCAUUGCACCACAAGAUAUCCCAUCCAAAACCAAUAGCAGCUAACUCCUCCCAUAAAUCUCCCCUUUCUCCACUCUCCACUGGGCCAUAACACAUCAAAACAGCCAAGGAGGCCAUCAUCAACACAUUUGGUUUGGAAAGACAACGACAUGGAGUAAAUUCUCCUCUUCUAUCCCACAUGAUCAGCACCUCCUACUGUGCUAAACGUCAGAGACAGUUAAAUAAAAUGUUCUUUCUUCUUUUUAACUUCCUUGAUUUUUGUCUUAGAAAACAAUGAAAGAUCAUCAUCUAAGGAGUAUACGGCCAGAAAGAGGUUAUAUGAAGAAAAAUGAAAAUUGAAGAGAAAGGGACUAUCCGGUACCACCACAGCCAGGUUUGCAUAAAGACAUAAGAAAUGAAGAGAUCAACUAUCCAAGAAAUUUUGAUUCCUUGCCAGAGUAUAAUCAAUCCCUAGUCAUAGUGAGUCUGAAAGCUCAACAUGCUGAUGCAGUCGUAAGAGCUCUAUGAAUUGUGUAAAUGGUACAAAAAUUUUGAUCUGAGAUGCACAGAUGGUUUCUAUUACUUUUUUUUUUUUUCCCCCUCCUUUUCUGACAAGUACAUAGAUGGCUUCUAUUACACUUCCUAACACAACAAAACUUCAAAAUUCUGUAUAAAAUCAACAAUGAAUAUCACUAAAAAGUAUGUCAUUAGAGAAAGUCUCACCAAAGACA
Camellia sinensis is the source of this 3813-nucleotide messenger RNA. RefSeq names its product cationic amino acid transporter 5. Gene Ontology annotation, molecular function: L-lysine transmembrane transporter activity; L-glutamate transmembrane transporter activity. Gene Ontology annotation, biological process: transmembrane transport; amino acid transport. Gene Ontology annotation, cellular component: plasma membrane. The record is from RefSeq and is a predicted model, not a curated record. Lineage: Eukaryota; Viridiplantae; Streptophyta; Magnoliopsida; Ericales; Theaceae.